This is a messenger RNA of Mytilus trossulus (common blue mussel), 4963 nucleotides long. RefSeq names its product serine/threonine-protein kinase stk11-like. Gene Ontology annotation, cellular component: cytoplasm. Lineage: Eukaryota; Metazoa; Mollusca; Bivalvia; Mytilida; Mytilidae. Gene Ontology annotation, molecular function: protein serine/threonine kinase activity; protein kinase activator activity; ATP binding. Gene Ontology annotation, biological process: protein phosphorylation; intracellular signal transduction; establishment of cell polarity. The transcript is spliced from 9 exons. The record is from RefSeq and is a predicted model, not a curated record. The coding region runs from base 112 to 1362 and encodes 416 amino acids.
GUCGCCUCGUUUUGAUAACUGUCAAAUAUGGAGUCGACCAACUUCCUCCAGCCACUCUGACAUGAAUGUGAUGUUAAGUUUCCAAAAUUUAAGAAAUAGUCCACACCAGUUAUGGCAGAGAAUGUUGUGGUGCCAACAGAUAUAUUUCUUGCACCCAACGAAUAUGGCCAUUCUGCCCUAGAACAUGUUGAUCAACUUGAUUUCCUUAACGAUAGUGAUGGAGGUCUUCCCUUUUUUCACAGAGUUGAAUCUAGCGAAGUCGUUUAUCAGCCUCGUCGGAAGAAGGCGAAGAUGGUUGGAAAGUAUCUUGUUGGCGAUCUGUUAGGAGAGGGUUCAUAUGGAAAAGUUAAAGAAGUUAUAGACACUGUCACACUAUGCAGAAGGGCUGUCAAAAUUUUAAAGAAAAGGAAACUGAGAAAAAUUCCUAAUGGAGAACAGAAUGUUUUAAGGGAAAUUCAGCUUUUAAAGAGGCUUCACCAUAAACAUGUAGUAUUCCUGGAUGAUGUCAUCUUUAAUGAUGAAAAGCAAAAGAUGUAUAUUUUUAUGGAGUAUUGUGUUUGUGAACUUCAAGAAAUGUUAGAAAGUGCUGCAGAUAAAAAGUUCCCAAUCUUUCAGGCUCAUUAUUAUUUUAAGCAGUUGGUAGAAGGAUUAAUAUUUUUACACAGUCGAGGUAUAGUCCAUAAAGAUAUCAAACCGGGUAAUCUGUUACUAGCCAGAGAUGAGACAUUAAAAAUCACAGAUUUUGGUGUGGCUGAGGAGAUUGCUUUACAUGCGUUUGAUGACACAUGUCACACAAGUCAAGGUUCACCAGCAUUCCAGCCACCAGAAAUAGCCAAUGGGGAGGACAGUUUUCCAGGGUUCAAAGUUGAUGUUUGGUCCAGUGGUGUUACAUUAUAUAACAUGACCACUGGAAAGUAUCCAUAUGAUGGAGAUAAUAUAUAUAAGUUAUUCAACAAUAUAAGUAAAGGAGUUUACACAAUACCUGAUUCCAUAGACAGUGUUCUUACUAAUUUACUGCAUGGUAUGUUGGCAUUUACACCAGACAAGAGGAUGACUAUUGAACAAGUACAGCUACAUGAUUGGGUGAGGAAGAGACACCCAAGAAGUUUAGAUUAUGUGAAGUUUCCUCCUACUAAGGAGGGUUUAGACAAACACCAUAGUAUGUCAGUUAUGCAGUACUUAGAUGAUUUACAUUGUCCAGAGGAGGAGGAAGAAUGUGAUGAGUAUGAAGAUGAAUUUCAUAUACAGCAAAACAAUGGAAAAAAGCCACAAAAUGAUGUUGAUGAUACGCCCAUUCCAGAUCCAAAACACAAGAAACGGAAGACAAAAGGUGGACUUCUUAGUUCGUGUAAACAAUCAUAGUAUUCCAAUUAAUGUCAUUUGUAUGUUGUGAGUGCGUGAGUAAGUCAUGUGAUUAUUGUAUGGUGUAUGAGAUGUGAGAUUUUAUGUUGAUGGGAACCAAGUACAGUAAAAUCUGUUUAUUUUAUCCUCUUUUCUUAUAAAAUCUGAUACAGAAGGAAGGAGGAAUUAUUGUGUUUUGAUAAAAAUGAAUAGGUGAUUUAUCAUCUAGAACCACAGCCUUUGUUGACAUAAGAGGAGCUAAAACAGUGUAUUAAUGAUUGUAAAUUUGAGAGAUAUUGAUUUGAUUUCAUAAUUGGUUUGAUUUCAUAAUUGGUUUGAUUUCAUAAUGGAUUUGCUGGAAAGAGCUCUAAUCCAUUGUUGGCAGGCUGGGCAUACAAACAAUGUUGUGUUUCCAAUAACAUGACUAACCCCUAUUUUAUCGUUGCUGAAUGUAAAACUAAAACUUCAAUUUUUAUAGAAUGAUCUUGACUGUUUAGAGGUUGAAAUAGAUUGCACAAUUCUGUCUGUUACAACUUUCCAGAAUUUAUCUGGAAACACGUACUUUUGGUUGUUCACUUGUUUUAACGGGGCCUGUGAGAGAUUUUUCCAUCACUAAACAUUGGUUUUCCUUCUGUUUGUUAUCUGUUUUCUUUUUUAAUAUUUAUAUCCCUUGUAACAAAAGAAUAUAGUCAAAUUCAGAUUAACUUCAGUGUCAGUCUCCAAAUUAUUUUAAGUAUGAAAUCUCUGUGUGAUCAGCGGUGUCUUAUUGGACAUAGUGUAAGCUAUUGGGUGUUUUUGCGGGUAAUUUAAGAAUUUAUUUUUAUUCUAGCUUGCUCUUUAUAUAAAAAAAAAGAUUUGGACGAAUCUAGUUUCAUUCAAAGGACUCUGUUCUGCUCCAUUUUUAGCCUUACUAGCUAGUUUUGACCUGCAUUUGGUAUAUAUCUGUGCCAUCCUAAUAGAUAAUCCCUGACCUAUUUUAUGUUGCUCAUAAGGUUUUGGUUUUGUUUGCAUUAAUAUAUUACAAGUAAAAAAUAGAGAACAAAUUGUCAUAUUAUCCCAUAUAAUGGACUUACUGACUAUUUACUUAUUAUGAUGAUGGGGAAAAGACACUAAAUAUGCUAUUUUGAAAUUACAGCAUUGACUCCUUCGAUAUUUUUACAGAGCCUCUAUUUGGUAUAUGCAUGAAACAGAUUUAAUUUGUAUUGUGUUUGCAUUAAUUGAAAUUAUACUUGUUGAUCGAAAUGUUUGCAUUAAUUGAAAUAAUACUUGUUGAUAGAAAUGUAAGUAAGACUGUUCCUUCAAGGUGCUAACAUGGUAUAUGUCAAACAUCACAUGUGUCAUUGUAAUACAUGUAGUACGCAUUUGUAAUACAUGACAUGUUUAUAGUUCCCAAAUGAUAUUGUUAGUUUCAGUUUAAACUCUUGUUCUUUAAAACUCAAGGGACCAUUAAAAUUUGAUGACUUAGUGCUACAUAUACAUUAUUCUCCUCACAGAUGUGUAGUAUAUCAAAUAGUUUGAAAUAGUUAAAUGAGAAAUUGGAUAUUAAGGUACAAUCAUGUUAUGUAACUCUAUGUAAUGAAUAAAAGAUGCCUCAUUGCAUCUUUUAAAAUAGUUCCUUGCUUUCAACCUAAACUGAUUUUUGCAUGCAUAUAAAAGUAACAUUUUAUUACCAUGUAAUUGAAAAUACGUAUGAGAAGAUCAUUUAAGCUGGUUGAUUCACAAGUUUCAUUGAAUUUAUAAGAUGGUGGUUCACAAGUUUCAUUGAAUUUAUAAGAUGUUGGUUCACAAGUACAUAUGAAGAUCAUAAAUCACUGAUUCAUUAGGAAUUUUAACCAAUUAUAAAGGGGUGGUGUCUCUCUGAGGUUUUAUUUAUAAUAGACUUAUGAAUGGGUUGCUUUGUAAAUGGGUUCUGCAUUAUUUUUAUUACCUUAUUUUUCAAGAUUUGAAUAGAAGCCAAAGAUGUAAAGUAUCAUGCUAUAAUAUAUUCCAAUGAUAAAUUUCACCUCUAAAAAGUCCUCUCCAAUUUUUAAGCAUUUUUUAAAAAUAUUGCAGCAAACCAGUGAAACCUCAUAGAAAAUGUGAGUAAAUUGCAUUUAGUUGUUACAAUCUUAAUGACUUGUUAAACAAUGUUUUUUUUCCAUUGUCUGUUCUUCGCUAUGUUCUCUUUGUUGAAAUUCUGUGGAUAGGUCUAAUCUCAAGAAAUUCCAUGUAAUGUUUCAAUGAUAUUUUUUAUUCUCCCUCUCAAUCAUUAUUAAAGUUGUCCCUCAUAAAAAUACUUCUACAUGUAGAUCAUUACAAGUGACAUAUAUUUUAUACUUGUACUCAUUGUGGUAUAUCAGUGAUGCUUCACACCUACAAUUUUUAAUACAUGUAUAACACCUUUUAAAAUAUUUUGAAUAAAUAUGAACUUCAUUUUAUGCUCUGGUGACUUAAACUUUGCAUUUAAGUUAUAUUUCAUCAGGCAAAUUGUUGUAUAUUUAUGCAUGACAAUUUCCAUCAGAUAUAAGGAGCAUUUGAUAAACAGAGGCAUCAGGCAAAUUGUGGUUUUAUUUCGAAAUGACAGUCCUCUGUCGAGUUCAUCAAACGCACCUUGUAUAAGGAAAUUCAGGAUCAAUAAUUUCUCACAGAAAAUUCAACAUGUAUUUAUUUCAUUAGAAUUUCCACAGAUAAGAAUUAGCAUUAAAAAAUGUAUGUUUUUAUUUUAGUUCAGCAGUCAUUAUUUUCAUACUGUCAUUUUUUAAAACUAAAUCAUUUUAUUUCUACCAACAGUUAUUCUUUUGUAUAUUUUGACUUCAUCAAAUAUCACAAUUAAUCAGAAUCAACUUAUUUAUUAAUAAUACAUUGAGUUUCAGGAGGUAAAUUUAGAGCAAGUAUGUACUUUUAUCAAAUAUGCAUUCAUAAAAUUAGAACUAACUUAUUCUAGAAAAUGAUCCAAAAAAAAAAUCAACAAUAGGUUAAACAAUAUAAGUGAAAGCUCAUCAGGAAAAAUAUAUAUAUAAAAAAAUAAAAUUUUGAGCGUAAUUUAUAAACAUUAGUAGUUUUAUUUCCAAUACUUGUUCACUGAGGUUGUUUCAGAUUACAAAAUUACAAAUAUCCAGCAUAGAAUUAUUACAUACAUAAACCAGUUUUAACUGUACAGAAUAAAAGUCUUCGACAUCGUAGAUCAUUGUAAAAAGUUUUAUAAUAUGUAACUUUGUAUGCUUCAAAAUAAGUACCCUGCAUUUGUCUGUCAACAAUAUAUAGCUUAAGUUCUAAGGAACUUCUUGUUGUGUCAGUAUUAACAUUUGUGUUUUUCAUAGAUAUGAAAAAUGUAUAAAACAUUUUAACUAUCCGGUUUAUUUUCCAUUUACAAGCCAUGUUUUAAGUGCUAUAAAAAUUCAUAAUUUGUUCAUCUUUCAUUGAUUUAUAUUCAAUUAUUAAGAAAAUAUUUGCUGAGGGCAUUGAUUCAGAUAAUAAAGUUUUCACUGUAUUAUAAGAUAUUUCAGAUUUUACUGUAUUCAAUAUUCCAGCAUGUACUGAUUGUUGUUGGUACAGGUGAAAUGAGUCCUGUAUAAUUUUGUUAGAUUAAAUAUUGUUAUUUUGCCUCUAUAUUAUUUUAAUAAAUUCUAUUCAUUUUAUGAAA